Trichomonas vaginalis G3 is the source of this 873-nucleotide messenger RNA. RefSeq lists its product as uncharacterized. Bases 1 to 873 code for a protein of 290 amino acids. Lineage: Eukaryota; Parabasalia; Trichomonadida; Trichomonadidae. The record is from RefSeq and is a predicted model, not a curated record. The transcript has a single exon.
AUGUUUAACUUCCUCAAAUCUAAGAAAGAGAUUCUUGUCAAUGACAUGAAAGAAGUUUAUGAAGGACUCAAGGGUGCAGCCGAAGGUCGUAUGAAAUAUGCAAACGGUUGGAAAGAUUUCGCAAAUUACACAAAAAUUAUGGUUUUAUCUCAGAAUUCAACCAUCCAACCACAAAUGGAUCGCUUUGUUGACUUAUUCACAAAGGUUGCCGAAUGCCAACAGAAAAUUGCAGAAGCUGAACUUCGCAAUGCUGAAGAUUUCAACGACGUUUCAGAGAGAUUCGCCGUUGUAUUCCGCAAGAACAACGAAUACAAUGAUCAGAAGAGAACAUUCCGUGAGUACGAAGCUAAUUUAAAGGACGCCAUCGCCAAGAAUGAAGCAGAAUCAAAGAAACCAAACUAUGCAAAGUCACAGCAAAAGCUUGAAGCAGCAAUUGAAAAAUACAAGAGUCUUAAGGCCGAAGCUCUCGAACUUACAAAGCAAAGACUAAGAGAUGUCAUUGAAGCUCGUGAAGCUUACAACAAGUUCAAAGUUCGCAGAUUCCAGCAUGGUUGGAUAUUAUACGGUCAAACUCUUAGAGAUGAAAGUCAAAAGGAAGCAUCAUACUUAAAGCAAAUCGAAGAACUUCUUCUUAGCCUCAAAAGUGACCUUGAAUCUGGCAAGAUCUCUGAAAUUCAGGAUCAAAUCCAGACACAUAUUGAGGCCGCACCAGAGCCAGUCGAUGUCGUCGCAGCUUCUCAAGCUCUCGAAGCACCAGCACCAGAAAUACCACAGCCAGCCGAAGAACCACAACCAGUUGAAGAGCCACAGCAUUAUGAUGAAGCAGAUACUGCUAUAGAUACUACCCAUCCAGCUGUCAAUCCUUUCGAAUAA